Caenorhabditis elegans is the source of this 1179-nucleotide messenger RNA. It is a transcript of the gene slc-25A32, whose product is annotated as Mitochondrial folate transporter/carrier. Lineage: Eukaryota; Metazoa; Nematoda; Chromadorea; Rhabditida; Rhabditidae. Bases 92 to 982 code for a protein of 296 amino acids. The record is from RefSeq and is marked reviewed. The transcript has 4 exons.
ACGAGAAACACUCAACUUGACGCGCAAAGUUUAUCAGUUUUUUUCAUCGCUUCGUUUUUCAGCACUUUUAUGGAUAUUCCUGUAGAAAAUCAUGAAAAUUCCUGAUUUAACUAACUAUGAGCAUUUGAUUGGAGGAUUAUGUGGAGGUGUGACAAGUACAGUUGUAUGUCAUCCAUUUGAUCUUUUGAAAAUUCGAUUUUCAGCAAAUGAAGGAAGUUCACUCAGGCCACAAUAUUCAAGUUAUGCGGAUGCAGUUCGUAAGAUUGUCCGCGUGGAAGGUGUUCGAGGAUUAUAUCAAGGAUGGACGCCAAGUCUGAUUGGUGCAUCUCUUUCGUGGGGACUCUAUUUUCAGUGGUAUAACUCUUUGAGGACAAAAAUCUACGAAAAUUUCUCGACAGGAAGUAAACUGGCAAAUAACUUGAUAAGUGGAUGCAUAUCUGGCUCAGCUAUCAUGUGCAUUACUAAUCCAAUUUGGCUCACAAAAACUCGACUAUGCCUUCAGUAUGAAAAUCAACAGUCUAAAAAGUAUGCAGGAAUGAUGGAUUGCUUGAAGAAAACCGUUAAACAGGAGGGAUUUUUUGGAUUGUAUCGAGGUUUCGUCACGGGUGUCAUAGGAACAACACACGGAGCAGUUCAAAUCGCAGCAUAUAGCUGGAUAAUUGAUAAAAGAUGUCAAUCACAAGGGUUACCUAAAGAUUCAUUUUUGAGUCAGACGGAUUAUGUUAUCGCUUCUUCAACUUCCAAGGUUCUUGCCACAACAAUCACAUUCCCGUAUCAAGUUCUUCGUACUAGAAUGCAGGAUCAUAAUACAGAUUCUCGUGGAGUUUGGAAAACAACACUAAAAACAAUACAUAACGAGGGAAUCGGUGGACUUUGGAAAGGAUGUCUUAUUGCAAAUGUUCGGCAACUUCCAGCUGCUGUGGUCACAUUCCUCACGUAUGAAAAUGUUAAGCGUUUGGUCGGAAUGACGAAACAAAUUUAGCUAUUUAUUUGUGAAGUUUAGUUUAACAAUAUAAUUUUUCAAAUAAUCUUGUUGCAAUAGUACUUUCUAGUUUUAGAUUAGAUGUAGUGUGUACAAUAAGUAUAUUGUUUGUUGUUUUUAUUCGGGUAUUUGUUUAAAUGUAUUUUCUUUUUAUAGCUUUCAUGGAUUUAUGGUAAUAAAAAAUUCAAUAACAAAUC